Messenger RNA from Dovyalis caffra, 486 nucleotides. NCBI's taxonomy places the organism in Eukaryota, Viridiplantae, Streptophyta, Magnoliopsida, Malpighiales, Salicaceae. The record is from the annotation of a GenBank genome assembly.
AUGGCCAAGUGUUUCACCAUUGCUGCCUUCGUUCUUUGCUUCGCCUCCAUUCUCAUCUCUGCCUAUGCAACAGAAAACUUGCAUGUUGAAGGAAGGGUCUACUGUGACCCUUGCCGCGUUGAGUUCCAGACCAAAAUCAGCGAGGGAAUACCGGAUGCUAAGGUGAAAUUGGUAUGUACCAGCCGUGAGAAUGGCACUGAGACAUAUAGCGUGGAGGGUACAACUGACAGCAGUGGCACAUACCGCCUAACCGUGGUGGGUGACUAUGAGGAAGAUAUAUGUGAGGUUAGGUUGAUGAAGAGCCCCAGAGCCGACUGCAGCGAACCAUUCAAGAGCAUUGAUUCUGCUAGGAUCCUCCUCACUAAGAACGUUGGAGUGCUGGACAAACUUCGAUAUGUCAAUGCUCUUGGGUUCAUGACGAAGGUGGCUCGACCAGAAUGUGCAGAAGUACUCCAAGAAAUGGGUUUCCUUCCUAUUGAGGCCUAA